UGCUUCCCGUAUCGCAAGGCAAACUUUCGCAACCCACUACAGACCGGAGCAAUGUCCGUCUCCACCGACAGAUCAACGACCGUGGAGGUGGAGAAGGAGGUUCAAGACGACGUUCAACACGGAGCCGUAGAGGAACCCCAAGCCGCUCAACAUGACAUUGGUAGCGAUCUUGAAAAACAUCUUUCUAGGAGGAGCACAAGGAAGCAACAGCUCGCACCUGAAAUCUACCCUCUAACAGACCUGGAGAACAACCUUGUCGGGUGGGAUUCCCAGCAAGACUUGUCCAACCCAAGGAACUUUCCGGAGAGCAAGAAAUGGUUAACUCUCGGGUUGGUUGCUGCCAUCACAUUUCUGAGUCCGUUGGCCUCGACUAUGCUAGCGCCUGGCAUCAGCUAUGCAAGCCGAGAGUUCAACAACACUUCCGCCAUCGUAGCUUCAUUCGCCGUUAGUGUCUUCGUUUUGGGCUUCUCUAUCGGGCCACUUUUUCUGAGUCCGCUAUCCGAGAUCUACGGCCGCCGCAUUGUUCUCAACUGUGCAAACGUCGUGUUUUGCGCAUUCAAUCUCGGCUGCGCGCUUGCACCAAACAUGCCUGCCCUCAUUGUGAUGCGUUUUCUCGCAGGCACGGGAGGUUCCGCGUGUCUCACUAUCGGCUCCGGCGUCAUAUCGGAUCUGUUUCCUGUCGAACAACGAGGGACGGCGAUGGCCCUUUAUUCGCUCGGUAUCUUAUUUGGCCCAGUCUUGGGGCCCAUUUGUGGGGGGUUUAUUGCCCAGCGAGCGGACUGGAGAUGGGACUUUUACGUCUUGUUUAUUGCUGGGUGUAUGUUAACAGCCGCUCUAAUGAUUCUUUUCCGAGAGACCAAUGCGCCAGUGAUUCUGGACCGCAAAGUGGUACGAAUGAGGAAGGAACUCAGUCGACCAGAGCUCGAGAACAUUCUCACUCAUGCCAAAGAAGCCACCUCCAAGAGUCGUGGUAGCCUUCUCCUCCAAGGCAUGAUUCGCCCGCUCAAGCUGCUCUUCAGAUCCCCCAUUGUUUUUCUGCUUAGCAUUUAUAUCUCCUUCGUUUUUGGUCUUUUGUUACUUCUCUUCACGACCGUCACUCAGGUUUACGUCCAGACAUACGAGUGGGAUAUCGAGCUCUGCGGCCUCGCCUUUCUCGGAAUCGGCGUCGGCUUCUUCUUCGGCAUAGUGUUUGUGGCCAGGACUUCUGACGCUACCAUCAUCAAGCUCACAAAAAACAACAAUGGUGUUUACGAGCCCGAAAUGAGGCUGCCAACCUGCGUUUUCUUCGGCUUCUUGAUCCCCAUUUCGUUUUUCUGGUAUGGAUGGAGCACCAACCAGAAAGCACAUUGGAUCGUACCCAUAAUAGGACUUCUCCCUUUCGGUUUCGGCAUGAUGGGCGUCUUCACACCCAUACAGACAUAUCUGGUCGAUUCUUUCCCUCAGUACGCCGCCAGUGCCAUUGCAGGGAUGACAUCGAUCCGCUGCCUUUUUGGCGCCGUGCUCCCCUUGGCUGGGCCGAGCAUGUACAAAUCGUUGGGACUAGGCUGGGGAAACAGUCUUUUGGGGUUUGUUGCCGUCGCCAUGAUCCCAUUCCCUGCCAUUAUAUACAAAUACGGUGGGGUGAUUAGAAAGAAAUGGCCUGUUAAAUUGUAA
Messenger RNA from Periconia digitata, 1653 nucleotides. The record is from the annotation of a GenBank genome assembly. Lineage: Eukaryota; Fungi; Ascomycota; Dothideomycetes; Pleosporales; Periconiaceae.